Messenger RNA from Paramecium sonneborni, 885 nucleotides. Lineage: Eukaryota; Ciliophora; Oligohymenophorea; Peniculida; Parameciidae. The record is from the annotation of a GenBank genome assembly.
AUGAAAAGUUCUGAGACAAAUUAGGAUAUAGCAUAAUUGCAUAACAUAAAAGCAAUUUUAAGUGCUAGGAAAAGUUCAUUAGGGAUUAAAUCUUAAAUGCCUUAAAAGGAAAGUCGAUAAUUUUCUAAUCAUAUCGAUGGAUUGUAAAGAAAAUCAAUAAAGGUUAAAAACUUGCUUGUUAUAACAGAUGAUUAAGUAAAUUAAUUCAAUAUUGUAAAGAAACUGUUUCAUAAGGUCUAAGAAGGUAUUCAAUCAUAUAGAAGUCCUAAGAACUGUGAAACAAAUUAACAAAAUGAUUUGAAUCAUUUGAAUAAAGGAAAGAAUGGAAAUUCAAGAAUGCUUUCUCCAAAAGAAUAAAAUGAAAUGAUUGAAUAUUUAUAAAGAAAAAAUGAAGAAUUAGUUUAAGAAAAUAAAUAAAAGCAAUAAAUAAUAAAUAGAUUAUUAGGAGCAUAUAAUGGAUCAUAAAAGAUGAAGAAAAUUUAAUCACCUAGAUUAUCUAAAUAAUAAUAGACAACAUUUUAAUAUAUUCCAAAAUCUGCUGAUGCUCGUAAUAAAAUGGAAAAUGAGAUUAGAUUACCUUUAAUAAAAGCAUAAGAACCAAUUUAUGAAUAGAAAAUAGAGAAAUAGAUGGUUUAGAAUGAGAAUCAAAGAAGUGAUUUACAAAAUUAAUAUAACAUGAGUUUUGGGAAAUAAAUAAAUUUAAAUGAGGGAAAAAAAGAAUAAUAGUUAGAAUUAAUACAUAUUUAAAAUAGAUAAAGUAAUCCAAGAGAGAAAUUAUAUUCACAACCAAAUUAACCAUUAAAAAAAAAUCAUUUUUCGAAGGUGUUAUUGAAAUUACCUUAAGAAUUUCAUUUAGAGAAUGAAAACCAAAAAAGUUAACUUUGA